UGCUGUCAGGGUGUGUAAGCUCCUGUCAUCCUGUCAUCACUGUGCCUGGUGCAGGGCGCUGGAAGAUUCUUUGAGGAAGUGGAAGAAGGCAGGACUCUCAAGCUGCAGCUCUUCGCCCGUUGUGUUCACCUUUGGCUUUUGUGGGGCAGUAAAAUUAUUUGUGGAUGGCAGACGAUCAAGACUGUGUCGUCCAGCAGGGGGCUGGGGACUCAGAAAGCAGAGAUGCGGUUGAUGCGAAGCCAGACCGGUCCUCUUUUGUCCAGUUACUCUUCAAGGAGCUGUCCUGGAGUGGGGAGGAUGCAGCCAUGUGGAGCCUGGGCAUUUCUGCCGGUCAGCAGAGAAGGCGGAGGCCAGUGUGACUUUCCCAGCCCCAGUGUCCUAUGGAAAACUCCAGCGUGCAGUUCACUGCUGAUUCAGGCACAGGCCUUCAGGGCCGGGCCGGCUGUGCCAGUCUUCUGUCCCUGCUCGGCUCCGAGCAUGUUGAGUUUUUAUUAUUUCAGAGAAGAAGGAAACUCGCUGCCUGCUGUCACAGGGCGAAGCCUAGUUCUGAUGCAGAGAGAGAUGCUUUCCGAUGGAGACAUGAGUAAGAAGAAGAAAAGUGGCUCAGGGAGCUCAGUCAAGACCCCCCGGGACCGAGAGCCUACGUUUCAGUAUAACAUGGAUUUUGAGAAAGUGGGCAAAUGCAUCAUCAUUAACAACAAGAACUUCGACAGAAUGACAGGAAUGGGUGUCCGCAACGGGACAGACAAAGAUGCGGAGGCUCUUUUCAAGUGCUUCCGAAGCCUGGGUUUCGAUGUGACCGUCUAUAACGACUGCUCUUGUGCCAAGAUGCAAGAUCUGCUGAAAAAAGCUUCUGAGGAGGACCACCGAAAUUCAGCCUGCUUCGCCUGCAUCUUAUUAAGCCACGGAGAAGAAAAUUUCAUUUAUGGAACAGAUGGUGUGACAGCAAUAAAGGACCUGACGGUGCAUUUUAGGGGGGAUCGGUGCAAGACCCUUUUAGAGAAACCCAAACUCUUCUUCAUUCAGGCUUGCCGGGGGACAGAGCUCGAUGACGGGAUCCAGGCAGACUCGGGGCCUAUCAAUGACACAGAUGCUAAUCCCCGGUAUAAGAUCCCAGUUGAAGCCGACUUCCUCUUCGCCUAUUCCACAGUUCCAGGCUAUUACUCAUGGAGGAGCCCGGGGAGUGGCUCCUGGUUCGUGCAGGCCCUCUGCUCCAUCCUGAACGAGCACGGGAAAAGCCUGGAGAUCUUGCAGAUCCUCACCAGGGUGAACGACAGGGUGGCCAGGCACUUUGAGUCCCAGUCUGACGACCCACGGUUCCACGAGAAGAAGCAGAUCCCCUGUGUGGUUUCCAUGCUCACCAAGGAGCUCUACUUCUGAAGAUGACCAUUUCAGGGGCGCAUUCUAGCGGAGAAGUUACGGAUCACUGGUUGAUGAAUCAGGAAAAAAAAAUUGUUGAGGGAUACUCUUGAAAGAUCCGGAAAUUCUGAAGGAUUUUAAUUUCAGGAAGAUUACUAAUUCAACGGGAAAGAAACUUUCUGGUGCUGUCCUACGUUCUCUGAAAUUUCAGGGACUUUCUCUUUUUACAUUGUUAUCCAUUUGAUGACCUAAGAUUAAUUUUCUGUUUGUCUCCCUUUCUCCUUGUUGUCACACUUAGUACAUACAACAAAAGUGACCUCUACAGAUGGCUUUUGGCUUUGUCCACUGUGAUUGGUGGUGACAUUGGUCAACUCUUAGAGUCAUAUUUGUACCUGGCAAAGAGUGCUUGACGAAAAAACAGCCAAAGGGAUAUUCAUUCGCCUGUAUUGCAGGCAGUGGGUACUGAGUGUGGUUUGAGUGAUUUUUUUCAUUGGCUUAGGGCAGAUUCUCAUGCAAAAAUUCCCAGAUAUGUUAUAGGGGUCGGGUGUGUGGGGGGGGGGAGUGUAACGAUUCUAAUAUAUAGCAGUCAGCAUCUAGUCAGGAAAACAGAAGCCAUUCUGAGUGUUUCAGUAGAGGGAAUUUAAGAGAAAUUGACAUACAUAGAUGAUGAAAGAGAAGAUCAAUAAAAGGAAGCUCUUGCCACCUAAGGCUUUGAGGGGGUGUGAUCCUCUGAGUCCAGAGGCUGGGGUUGUCCACAGGAGCUGGAACCAUGGCAGGGGCUGGCUGGUGGAGCUAGUGCCCCUUAGGUGUUGUAGGAAAUGGAACUGUGCCAGGGACACAGCCACUGCCCCAGAUGGGGCAACACCGGAUGACUCAGACAUGGAAAUAUACCCUGGUUUCCCCUCUCCUUCUGGCCUUUAGUCUUUGUCCAGGACCUUGGCCCUUUCAGCCCCAGCUGGGAGGGAUCUGGCAAGGGCCCUGGGAAGUCUGGUUUCCUGCAAUACAGAGCACAGCAAGGGGCAGUGAGUCAGGGGAGGAACAGGAAAUAGGCCGGGCUUACAAAGUGAAGAGAAGGAAUCCUUUUCCCUGUGUUCAGUGAUUCAUCCAUUCAUUCCUUUAUUCAUUGAGUUGUCAGAUAAUCUGUGUAUUGCCGACCAUGUGCCAAAUAAUUUGUUUCAGCUUGAAGAUAUAUCUGGAACUUUUUAGGUUAUUCCAAGCCUUAUUCUGGAGUAAAAUGUUUGUUAUCUCUCGUUCUCUAAAUUGGGGAGGGUUGAUGGCGAAGAUAUUUGCACUGUGUUCCCAAAGUGGUGGUAUCUUUUGAAUUCCUGAUAAAUUACUGUUUUAUUCUGCCUAAUAACUUGUUAACAAACAUUUAUAUUUAUUGAUUAAAAUGCGAUUGCUUAAUUCCUAA
Phacochoerus africanus (Common warthog) is the source of this 2770-nucleotide messenger RNA. RefSeq names its product caspase 7 (gene CASP7). The transcript has 8 exons. Lineage: Eukaryota; Metazoa; Chordata; Mammalia; Artiodactyla; Suidae. The record is from RefSeq and is a predicted model, not a curated record. Gene Ontology annotation, cellular component: cytoplasm. The coding region runs from base 223 to 1380 and encodes 385 amino acids. Gene Ontology annotation, biological process: proteolysis; apoptotic process.